AUGUCCGAAAGUGAUGAACCAUAUCUAACACAUGACAUCGAUUGGCCAAUGCUCGAUAAAGCUCGAUUUAUUCCAUUAAAUCUUGUAUCAACAUUUAUUGUUCGUUCAGUUUUAUAUCCAAUUACACUUGUUCGUACUCGUUUACAAGUACAAGUAAAAUCAUCUAUAUAUAGAGGUACAUGGCAUGCAUUAUGUACAACAGUUCGUUAUGAAGGUUUUCGUGCACUGUACAAAGGUUUUCUUGUUUAUAAUUGUCAAUUAGUACCUGGUUUAAUUUAUAUAACAACAUUUGAAGCAACACGUGCUCGUGCUAAUAUUUUAACUAAAAAUGAAUAUUUACGUGCUGGUAUUGGUGGUACUAUAGGUUCAUUAUGUUCACAAAUACUUGCAUGUCCUAUUGAUAUUGUAUCUCAACAUAUGCAAUUAGUUGGAUUAACAGCAUCUGGAAAAAAAACUCGUCUUACAGAUGAUAUAUCAUUGAAAUCGGAUACGAAAAUAUCUAAUAAAUCAUCAGUAAAAUCUCUUCAUCAUAGACAUAUUCCUCGUAUACAUGUGCCUAAAGAAAUUCGUACUAGUAAUUAUUUAAUAUUUAAACAUAUAUGUAAAACAUUAUUAUAUGAAAAACAAACAGAUAAAGAUAUAAAAUCACAAAUUAGUUUUAAAGGUUUUUAUCGUGGUUAUUUAAUUUCAACAUUUUUAUUUAGUUUAACAAGUGCAAUUUGGUGGCCAUCGUAUUAUUUUUAUCAAAGACAAAUGCUUAAUAUUGAAAUAAUGUUUGCAAAUCAUAUAUCAGUACCAUUACUUGUUAUUCAAUGUAUUGCUGGUCCUUUAUCAUCAUUUACAUCGACUAUACUUACAAAUCCAAUUGAUAUAUGUCGUACUCGUAUACAAGUUGAACAAAACCGACGACGAGUAACACAAAUCAUGUAUGAAUUAUGGCAAGAAGAACGUUUUAAUAUUUUUACAAAAGGUUUAACAGCUCGUCUAUCACAUUCCUGUAUUUAUUCAUUAUUGAUUAUAUUUGGUUACGAAACUGUUAAACGAGUUUCAUUAAAACAAGAAUAUCAAGGACAUGUAAGAUGGUAA
Rotaria sp. Silwood2 is the source of this 1086-nucleotide messenger RNA. NCBI's taxonomy places the organism in Eukaryota, Metazoa, Rotifera, Eurotatoria, Philodinida, Philodinidae. The record is from the annotation of a GenBank genome assembly.